AUGACAGCACAAGACAAAGUCAAGGAGACAGUCCGCGAGGAAGCGCAGAGAGUGGCCGGGUUGGCACAAGAUGCUGCUCAAUCUGGAGCCUACCUCUAUCCCAUCAGGGGUAUCUUCUACUUCCUGUCGAAGCGCGAGCUCUGGAAGCCCCUCGUCUCCAAGCUGAUCCCCACCAUCGCUCUCGGCAUCACCACACUCGCCGGUGUCUUCUUCUUCGGUUACCUCCCUCAAGCCGCCGUCCUUGCCGUCUUUAACGGCCCCUUGGCCGCAGUCAAUGCCGCUCUGUUGUGUCUCAACGAGAGCAGCACCAUCUUCAACACCCUCUCCAAGACAUUCCUGGUCGAGGAAAGCCUGAUCGACACCUUCGACGGCACUCUCGUCGCAAAGGGCGAGGCCGAGCUCGUGUCCAAGGAGCGCAAGGUCGGUCGCGGCGGUGAUGCCAUUGGCCGUCUGGGCAAACUGGUCACCAAGCCAUUCGCCAAAUUCGCUCCCAGCGCCAUCAUCAGAUACGUCAUGUACCUGCCGCUCAACUUCAUCCCCAUCGUCGGAACCGCCAUGUUCAUCCUGCUCCAAGGCAAGCGCGCUGGACCCGCUGCUCACUCUAGAUACUUCCAGCUCAAGGGUAUGAACAAGGCUCGUCAAGAGGAGUGGAUUGAAAAGAGACAGGGCGCAUACACCGGCUUCGGCACCGUUGCUACCCUGCUUGAGCUGGUCCCCAUCGCUGGCGUCUUCUUCGCUUUCACCAACACCACUGGUGCCGCUCUCUGGGCUGCCGAUCUCGAAUCUAGAAGCAACGAGAAUCAGUCCACUGCUCAGCUCAGAGAUCAGUCGAAGAAGGCACGUUGA
Molecule: messenger RNA, 846 nt
Organism: Aureobasidium namibiae CBS 147.97
Lineage: Eukaryota; Fungi; Ascomycota; Dothideomycetes; Dothideales; Saccotheciaceae
Exons: 2
Coding region: 1-846 (281 amino acids)
Cellular component (GO): prospore membrane; ascospore wall; lipid droplet
Source: RefSeq, a predicted model, not a curated record